Glarea lozoyensis ATCC 20868 is the source of this 1797-nucleotide messenger RNA. Its product is annotated as nuclear distribution protein nudE. Gene Ontology annotation, cellular component: kinesin complex; kinetochore; centrosome. Gene Ontology annotation, molecular function: microtubule binding. The transcript is spliced from 2 exons. Bases 1 to 1797 code for a protein of 598 amino acids. The record is from RefSeq and is a predicted model, not a curated record. Lineage: Eukaryota; Fungi; Ascomycota; Leotiomycetes; Helotiales; Helotiaceae. Gene Ontology annotation, biological process: establishment of mitotic spindle orientation; vesicle transport along microtubule; chromosome segregation.
AUGGACGAAAUACCGUCCUCCCCACCGACCCACCUUGCGACAGAGGAGGAAAAGAUCGCGUAUUAUAAAUCGCAAUAUGAACAGUUGGAAGCAGAAUUAGCAGAAUUUCAAGCGUCUAGUCAGGAAUUAGAGGCGGAGCUUGAGAAGGAUGUUGAGGCUGCGGAGCAGCGAGAGAAAGCGCUGCGGGAAAAGGUAGAAAGUCUAGGGUUUGAGGUCGAUGAGUGGAAGACGAAAUACAAACAAGCAAAGACAGAAGCGAACUCAGCGCAAAAUACGCUGCAGAAAGAGAUUACGGCACUGCGAGAUGCCAACCGAACCCAGCAUCUAAGACUUAGGGAUAUUGAAGUGGCCAAUGAUGAUUUCGAAAGGCAGGCGCGCAAUACGACGUCGUCUUUAGAGGACCUAGAAUCCAAGUAUAAUGUCGCAAUUGAAAGAGGCGUCAUGUUAGAAGAGGAGAUCAAGGUUGGAGAAAAGGAAAGAGAAAACCUACGCAUCGAAACGCAGAGGCUCCGCGAUGAGCUGUCGGAUCUGAGAAUCGAAGCUGAGAUUACACAAGACAAGUUGCGCAAACGUCAACUCAGUUCCUUAUCGACCGAUAUUACCGCCCCAAGUUCUCCGGCGUUCGACCCGGAAAGAUCGUUCAAUUCUGCAGCUUCGUCGCCUAUGAUCAGUACUCCACCAGAUACCAAAUCUGUUUCGACUGUCGAUACCGUCUCCGAAACACCUACUCCUCCGUCUCCUCCAAUGUCCGAGGCAUCACUUACUGCGAAGCCAGUAGCGAAAACACCAAUGAAUCCACACAAAAGCAAGCUCAAAUUGCCGUCUGGCGAUUCCAGCACGACGCCUAAGCCAGCGACAAGAAUCCCAUCAGGAAAUUUGCGCAGCUCAAGAGGACCAGGAUCUGCCGCACCGACCCCAGCUCGAAGAAGAGAUGCGACGCCUUCUGUUAUACGGAACGUCCGAACGAAAGCACCUGCAACACGCAACGUACCCAACUCUGCCUCACUUACACAGCUUCGAAGUCUUACAGCGCAAAUGCAAAAGCUGGAGCAGAGAGUUCAUAAUGUUCGAUCCAAAUUACCAGCUCCUGUAAAUACACCUCCUCGGGCAUCUCCUCGGAAUGGCUCAGCGCUAGGCCAUAACUUUAUGCCCUCCAGUGUUACGAUAAGAAGUAGGAAACGAGCAAGUGGAAGCACGGUCAGCCACUCGUCAAUUGCCCCAUCCGACGAUACACCUUCAGCAAAGCAUGUAAGCAGGCUGUCUACGUCAGGUAUAAGUCGGUUAUCAUUUGGUCCUGUCACAGGUAGAGAGGGCCGCGAAAGCUCGGAUAGUAGACCUAGUAGCAGAGCAAGUCAAGCCAACAGCUAUGUUCGGCCUGACAGACCACUCAGCAGAUCCGAGUUAUCCAGACCAUUAAGUAGGACAUCGAUGAGUGGCGCGAGAACGCCCCUAGGAAACUACUCUUCAACCACAUAUGAAUCAAGAAGACCCAGAUCAAGUAUCGGCGGCAGUUUUGCCGCCUCCCAUGGCCACGGACAUUCUCAAAGCGUGUCAAACAUCGAGUUUGAUGAAUCUCGAGAACCCGACUUUCCCACCCCAAAUCGACGCAACACUUACGGUAAAGGGGAUUUGGAAAGCGUAAUCCCCAUCCCCGGCUCCGCGCUCCCAAGACGUAAAAGUGGGGGCAUCGCAAUCGCAAGGCGAACAAGUAGUGGCGGUCUUCCGAAGGAAGACGACAAAACCAUGAAACCUCCUGGGAGACCGAGAAAGCUCAGUGAAUUACCUGAGAAGGCGUGA